GCGCCGGCCACUCGGUCCGCGUCCGGCGAGCCUCGCGGACCAUGGAGCCCGUGUCGCUGCAGGACUUCGUUUGCGCCCUGGACCCCGCCUCCCUGCCGCGGGUGCUGCGGGUCUGCUCGGGCGUCUACUUCCAGGGUUCCGUCUACGAGAUCUGUGGGAAUGAGUGCUGCCUGUCCACAGGGGACCUGAUCAAGGUCACCCAGGUUCGCCUCCAGAAGGUUGUCUGUGAGAACCCCAGCACGGGCCAGACCAUGGAGCUGGACCCCAACUUCAAGGGCCUCUUCAGCCCCCUCACCGGCCCCCAGAGCUAUGGAACCCUGAAGGAACUGUACUCUGCUGUCACCCAGAGCUCCAAGCAGCUGCCCAUCUGGUUCAUGUCGACCCGCAGAAUUGACACAAAGGCCCUGGCGGUGCCUGAGGAGCAGCCCCUCAUGCUCGAGUCUGUGGAAAUGUACCUGGGGACCUGCUCCGCCCGCUGUGUGCUGGGCACGGAGACCCAGGUGGACGUGCUGCACCUGCCCCUGUCCACGAAGGGGCCCUUCUGGGAACUGGAGACCGGUGCCCCUCGGACCCUGCUGCAGGCCCUGGCCCUCAGGGACCUCCUGCUCACCUGCCCCGCCUUCCCCUGGCGCUCCGUGAUCCUGAGGCCCCAGUAUGAGAUCCUAGCCAUCAUGCACAUGCGCAGGACCGUCGUCAGCAUCCCUUCUACUCUGGAGGUCGACGUGGAGGAUGUCACCGCCUCCUCCCAACACAUCCACUUCAUCCAACCGCUGAUGCUGAGUGAGGUCCUGGCGCGGGGAGGCCCCUUCCCCCUGACCACAGAGAUCCUGGAAGUUCCAGACGGCCCCCCCAUCUUCCUCAGCCCUUGGGUGAACUCCUUGCGGAAAGGCCAGAGGCUCUGCAUCUAUGGCCCGGCUUCGCCACCCUGGCGGGUCCUAGCCUCAUCCAAGGGCCGAAAGAUGCCUCGAUACUUCCUGGUCUCUGGGGCCUACCAGGGUAAGCUGCGGCGACGGCCCAGAGAGUUCUCCACGGCCUACGACAUCCUGAGCGCUCUCCGGCCAGGCCAGCCUCUCCGGGUGGUGGCCAUGCAGGACUGCGAGGGGGAUGAGAUGGAGGUCCCUGGGUUCACCUCGCUGACUAUGGGAGACAGGCUGGAGGUGGUGGGGUCUGGUCAGGCCGAGGCUCAGGGCAGGGGCACAGACAUCUUGGUGUGCCGUCGGCUCAGUGACCAGGCCGAGGAGGAAGAGUGUGAAGAGGAGGCAGAGGACCAAGAACAGGUUGUGCUGCCCCUGUACUUCUGCGGCGGCUUCGUGGAGGAGAUGAGUGAUGGCCGGCGCUACAGCCUGGCGGAUCUGACUGCCCAGUUCCCGCUGCCCUGUGAGGUCAAGGUGGUGACCAAGGACGCCAGCCACCCUGCUGACCCUCUGACCUUCUUCCCGGGGCUGCGGCUGGAGGAGAAGAUCAUGGAACCCUUCCUGGUGGUCAGCCUGGACUCUGAGCCUGGAAUGUCCUUUGAGAUCCCUCCCCGGUGGCUGGACCUGACUGUUGUGGAGGCCGAGGAGCAGCCAGGCUGGCCAGCCGGGUCUCUCCCCAUGGCCACCGUGGAGGAGCUGACGGACGUCUUCUAUUAUCACCUGCGGAAGUUGCCUGCCUUUGAGAGCCAGGCCCCGCCCAGGCCCCCGAAGCGCCAGGGCCUCAGUGGGCAGAAGAAACAGCGCAGCCAGUCUUCUCCAGCCCCAGCAGAGCAGCUGCCUGUCCUGUUGCCCAAACUCAAGAUGAAAACCCUGCCAGCAGUCACAGAGGGCAUAUCCAAUACCUACAGCAAGAUUUCUGCCAACAAGGGCCUGAAACCCACCAAGUCCCACCUUCUGGGUCCAGAUGACGACGACCACGAUUACGAAGACCACGAUUACGAAGAGGUAGUUGAGCACUUCCGGAAAACCCUCUAGAUGCCGGGGAACCAUGCUUCCUGACUGCUGCUUCUCAGGGAGUCCAGCAUCCCAGCCAAUGCUACAAGCCAUUAGAAGACCUUGGACAGUCUCACGGAAACCAAACCGUGGACAGGGAAUGGCUUUGUGGGACCGAUCGGAAACGGGAUGGACACAGUCCCAGCUUCCCUCGGGUUCUAGGUCUCUGCCUAGAGGGCUGGCUUGUGUGGGCCUAGCCCCUACACUUGAUGUCCUGACUCAGUGUUGGUGUCCAGAAGAGCCAGCUCGUUUCCACUCCACCCUGUGUCCCCUACACCAGCUGUCUCACUGGUCGGUAAGAAAGGAAUCAAAACUACCAACUUCAGUGAUGGCAGCACCGUGACUCCUGCCUCUUGGCAAAGGGGGACUCAAUCCUGAUCACACUGAACUGAGCCCUUUAUGUUUGCCACCCCCUUGGCCUGCUUCCUGCUCCCCUCCUUCCUCCCUCUCCCCUGCCAAGGCUCUCAGCUCCUGGGAUACAAGGACUGUCUUCCUCCUCUCUGCAGCUCCUAGCACAUGGCAGCUGUAGGUGAUUACCCAAGAUGAUUUCACUCAAGAACCAUAAAAUAAAAAGGACACCUGAGCUCCUGGGAAAAUGACAAGACAUCACUUAUUCUGUGUGCCAGAUCCUUUACAAACCUAUUUAAAUCUUCAAGUUUCUGAGGUAGAUAAUAGCCUGAUUUUCAAGAUCAGGAAACAAGCUUGAGUGAUCAAGUGUUUCAGGAGGCAGACUGGUCACGAACUUGGGUUAGGAUGCCAGCUCACCAUCUAUCCGCUAUGACUAUGAGCAAGUUAUUUUAACCUAAGAUUUACUUUCUUCACAUCCUACCUAAUAAAAGGGUAAUAUGUAAAUUACCAUCACUCCGCUACGCCCACGAUUGGGCCAGCGGGAGGCACGGGGUGGGACUCGGGGUGGCUGGGGUAGCCGAUUGGGCUGGCAGGACGCUGAGCUCGUGUUGCCAUCAGUGGCACGAGCUCAGCGUCUGUGCCAUGGCUGUGCUGCGGCACAGAAGGGGCCUCUGGGGCAGCGAGCUCACGUCCCGCCGUGGACCAUCAAAAGCGGGGGAGCUGGGUGCCUGUCUGCUCCGGCACCAGCGAACAGGCACCCAGCUCCCCUGCAAUUGAAAGCGAAAGCAUGUAGGGGACCCUAUGCGUGCAUGAUUCAAUCAUGCACUGGGCCUCUAGUGUAAAAUAAAACUAAGUUACCUACCUCACAGGACUGUUUUAAGAAUCAAAUCAGUUAACUUUUGUAAAGCAUUUAACACGGUGCUUGAGACAUAAUAAACACUUGAUAAACAUGUAUCA
Eptesicus fuscus (big brown bat) is the source of this 3272-nucleotide messenger RNA. It is a transcript of the gene THEMIS2, whose product is annotated as thymocyte selection associated family member 2. NCBI's taxonomy places the organism in Eukaryota, Metazoa, Chordata, Mammalia, Chiroptera, Vespertilionidae. The record is from RefSeq and is a predicted model, not a curated record. The transcript is spliced from 6 exons. Gene Ontology annotation, biological process: T cell receptor signaling pathway. The coding region runs from base 42 to 1949 and encodes 635 amino acids.